This is a messenger RNA of Cyprinus carpio (common carp), 2223 nucleotides long. RefSeq names its product LIM/homeobox protein LMX-1.2-like. NCBI's taxonomy places the organism in Eukaryota, Metazoa, Chordata, Actinopteri, Cypriniformes, Cyprinidae. Gene Ontology annotation, molecular function: RNA polymerase II transcription regulatory region sequence-specific DNA binding; DNA-binding transcription factor activity, RNA polymerase II-specific. Gene Ontology annotation, cellular component: nucleus. The record is from RefSeq and is a predicted model, not a curated record. Gene Ontology annotation, biological process: regulation of transcription by RNA polymerase II; neuron differentiation.
CAUCACAUGCAGCUCGGGAGAAUGACGCGAUCAGAGGGAGUUGAGCAGCUCCACGGACUCCUCAAGAGGAGCACAGGACUCGUGAACACUCAGUGAGGAGCUCACAGGAUGAUCAGAGCCGGUUCCCCGAGGAUCUGACUUCUCUCUAAGGAUCAAGUCUGGAGGAACCUCAGAAUCGAGCGUCGCUUAUCUGCUGAACACCUCGGGCUCUUUUUGGUCUCGUCGCGUAGAAUAAGCAAAGCGAGACUAGUUUACUUUUAGUUUCUGUCUCGUCACGGUCCGUCUGCUGCUGCUGCUUCUGCUUCUACACUUUUCUUUCUGGACAUUGCAACAGGUCAGUAGAGAGUCGCUGUCCUGCAACACUGAAGAGAUGUUGGACGGAAUCAAAAUUGAAGAUCAGUUCAGAACAGGAGCAGAGUCUUUGAGAGUGAUGCUGGGUUCAGACUGCGUCCAUCAGAGUGUGUGUGAGGGAUGUCACAGACCGAUCUCUGAUCGCUUCCUCCUGCGCGUGAACGACAGCUCGUGGCACGAGGAGUGUCUGCAGUGCUCGGUGUGUCAGCAGCUCCUCACCAUGAGCUGCUACUCCAGAGAUCACAAACUCUACUGCAAACACGACUACCAACAGUUGUUUGCGGCCAAAUGCAGCGGCUGUCUGGAGAAGAUCGCUCCCACUGAGUUUGUGAUGCGUGCACUAGAAAGUGUGUAUCAUCUAGGCUGCUUCUGCUGCUGCGUGUGCGAGCGACAGCUGUGUAAAGGAGACGAGUUCGUCCUGAAAGAGGGACAGCUGCUGUGCAAGAAUGACUACGAGAAGGAGAAAGAUCUACUGCAUUCGGUCAGCCCGGACAUGUCUGACUCCGAUAAAAGUGAGGAUGAAGAAUUGGAUGUGAAGCCAGAGAAAGGAGCAGGAGGUCAGGGCAAAGGCGGCGAUGACAGCAAAGACCCGCGCAGACCCAAGAGACCUCGCACCAUCCUCACCACCCAGCAGCGGCGCGCAUUCAAGGCCUCCUUUGAGGUGUCGUCCAAACCCUGCAGAAAGGUCAGAGAGACGCUGGCAGCUGAGACCGGUCUGAGUGUUAGAGUCGUCCAGGUGUGGUUUCAGAACCAAAGAGCAAAGAUGAAGAAAUUAGCACGCCGACAACAGCAGCAACAAGACCAGCAAAACACUCAGAGACUCGGACAAGAUGUGAUGUCAAGCCGAAUGGAGAAUCUGAUGAACUCUUACACGCCGCUGGCUCCGCCUCCACAGCAUCAGUUAGUCUCCAUGGAGACCAGCGGAUACAGCACAGACCCGUUCCAGCAGGGCCUGACCCCUCCACAGAUGCCCGGAGAUCACAUGAAUCCAUACGGAAACGACUUGAUUUUCCACGACAUUGACAGCGACACGUCUCUGACCAGUCUGAGCGACUGCUUCCUAGCCGCGUCCGAAGUCGGAUCCCUCCAGACCCGCGUGGGAAACCCCAUCGACCGCCUCUACUCCAUGCAGAGCUCCUACUUCGCCUCCUGAAACCAAACCCUGAGACUAAACAGCUGCAAAAACUACCUAACAGCCAGUCAAACCUCCAGUAAAAGGCCAACUAGAAUCCCGAGGCUGUAAGGACAACCAAACCAAACCAAACGACUCACGCUACAGAUGAAACCAGACCUUGGCUUUGCAGAGGAGGUCUUGAGUCUAACCAGGUUCAGAGAUGUGCCUGCCAAGCGAACGUGAAGAUGGGAUGAGAUGGUUUUCAUCUAGACUUUGAAGGGAAAGAAAUCCUAACCAAAUAUUUCUAGAGGAGCUGCAGGACACUUACUGCAGUGUAUCGAACCAACAAAACAAGUUUAGACCGUAAAUAGACAAAUGCAAUACAUGCAAAAAGUUGAAAACACUGCAUACAGUACAACAAUGUUGUUGUUGAAUAUGGAUUUCAGAUGUUUCAAAAGAAACUCAAGCCGAAACAGCUGUGUGUUGAUAAAGACGACUAGCUAUUUAUUACGUACAUGUGCCAAGUAAACCUGCAAAGCUUUAUUUAUAUUAAGACAAAUUGUGUUAGAGUAAGUACCAUAAACAUCUUUAUGUAAGUCUCUGGAAGAGGGUGUAGUAUUACUGUUGAUGUUUAAAGAUGUAUAUGUUUAUUUCGCUGUGCUAUUUAUUUGUCGUUUGCAUUCUUGGACAUUGUAGAGGAUGCAUUAUUGCUCAAACUUGCUGAAUUUACCAAAGUUUGUUGGUACUAAAAAUAAAGA